Messenger RNA from Ruditapes philippinarum (Manila clam), 536 nucleotides. RefSeq names its product methylcrotonoyl-CoA carboxylase beta chain, mitochondrial-like. Gene Ontology annotation, cellular component: mitochondrion; methylcrotonoyl-CoA carboxylase complex. The record is from RefSeq and is a predicted model, not a curated record. NCBI's taxonomy places the organism in Eukaryota, Metazoa, Mollusca, Bivalvia, Venerida, Veneridae. Gene Ontology annotation, molecular function: methylcrotonoyl-CoA carboxylase activity. Gene Ontology annotation, biological process: L-leucine catabolic process.
CAUUCUAAUCGACGGUCACCUACAAAUGACGGUCUUCGAGGACCGUCGAAGACCGGAGACCGGAGACCGUCGAUUAGUAUCCCCCUAAUUCUAAUAAUCUAACAAAAUAUUUCGGUAAAUAGUUAGCUAGAUCAGUAAAGUUAGGUUCACAAGGUAUUUUUGAUUAUCAAAAUAUAGAGUUAUUAAUUUUGCAUACUGUAUACAUUUGGCAUUUUAGAAAAAAAGAUUUUUUGAAAAAAAGUUCAUGACCAGCUUAUUCUUACGAGCGCUAUUAUUUAACUUCCGGUUGUAAAUCAUAAUUCUAAAAAUGUUUAAUAUUUGCAAAUGUCUCCGAAAUGCAAAAGUGUCAUGUAGAAAAAAUAUAUUUAAUGAAUAUAUCAAAACAGUUUGUAUACCUUUACGAACAUAUUAUGUCGACGAGGCUCCAACAAUUGGUAAAAGUCCGGACAAAACCAACCCUGACUACAAGGAGAACUAUGAGGUGAUGACAAACUUGGUCAGUGAACUUCGUGGAAAAGUUUCGACAAUUCUCCAAG